Molecule: messenger RNA, 699 nt
Organism: Heterostelium album PN500
Lineage: Eukaryota; Evosea; Eumycetozoa; Acytosteliales; Acytosteliaceae
Gene: mrt4
Product: mRNA turnover 4 family protein
Exons: 3
Coding region: 1-699 (232 amino acids)
Biological process (GO): rRNA processing; ribosomal large subunit biogenesis; ribosomal large subunit assembly
Cellular component (GO): preribosome, large subunit precursor; nucleolus
Molecular function (GO): RNA binding
Source: RefSeq, a predicted model, not a curated record
AUGGUACAAUCAAAAAGAAGUAAAGCAGUUUCAUUGACAAAGGUCACAAAGAACCCAAAUCAAAAGAAAUCGAAAUUGAUUAGCACAGUCAGAGAGUGUGUAGAAGAGUAUUCAGAUAUCUAUUUGAUCUCCUUUGACAAUGUUCGUAACAAUCAUUUGAAACAAGCUAGAGCCGAUUGGUCCAACAGUAGAUUCCUUUUCGGAAAGAAGAAAGUUUUAUCUAUCGGUUUGGGUCGUGCCGACAGUGACGAACAAAAGCCAGGUCUUUCAAAAUUAUCACAGAAUUUACAAAGCUCAGGAGAAUGUUGUUUAUUUUUCACAAAUGAUCCAAAAGAUACCGUUUUAUCAGAAGUUGAUUUUGCAAGAGCAGGAUUUGAACCAGAGGAAACAAUUACAUUAAAACAAGGACCAAUCGAUAUGACACAUACACAAGAACCAUAUUUACGUAGAUUAGGUAUGCCAACUUCACUGAAGAAUGGUGUUAUCAUUUUGGAGAGAGAUUACGAUCUUUGUGAGAAGGGUACCGUUCUCACCCCAGACCAAGCCAGACUUUUACAAUUGUUUGACCACAAGAUUUCAGAGUUUAAAUUUAUCUUACUCGGAUACUGGAAGGAUGCCGAAUACUAUGCUUUGCAAGAGCCAUCAGCCGAUGUCAAAUCCGAAGACAUGAACGAAGAUGACAGCGAAGAUGAUGAAUAA